Durio zibethinus is the source of this 1601-nucleotide messenger RNA. NCBI's taxonomy places the organism in Eukaryota, Viridiplantae, Streptophyta, Magnoliopsida, Malvales, Malvaceae. The record is from RefSeq and is a predicted model, not a curated record.
CAAGUAAAAACGACGUCGAGAUGCUUUACUAACUAUGUUCAUCAACCUCCGUCAAACAUGACGUGAACAGUAUUCCCACCCAACAAACAAAAUAAACGGAAUCACAGCCGACACUCGUCCCCGAACCUCCAGCUUCACACGUCCCAUACCUUACGUCCGAACCUAACCUUGGUUGUACGGUAGUAGUUCUUACAUUUCCCCACUCUCGUCUGUCUCCCCGAGUCCCUUCCUCCCCUAGUCCUCAUUGUAAACUGUCCCACACAACUCAACUGAUUGAUUACCGAUCUCUCAUCUUUGGAAGCAAUUCGGUUGGAAGAUCAUGAUGCACACCAAAUCAGAUUCUGAUGUAACAAGCUCAGUCGACCCAUCGUCUCCAAGAUCUCCCAAACGUCAACUCUACUACGUCCAAAGCCCUUCCAGGGACUCCCACGAUGGGGACAAGUCAUCGUCCGUGCAAGCAACGCCCGCCUACAACAGCCCCAUGGAAUCUCCUUCUCACCCUUCCUACAGCCGUCACUCCAGGGCCUCAUCUGCUAGUCGUUUCUCUGGAACCCUCAAGAAAGAAAGGAAGAGAAACGAAAAGGGUUGGAAUGAGUGUAAUGUUAUUGAAGAAGAAGGUGAUUAUGGGGAGUAUUUUUAUGGAAGGGAUAAAGGGUUGACGAGGAGGUGCCAGAUUUUGAUGGGUGUGUUUGGGUUUGUGGCGGUUUUCAGUUUGUUUUGUUUGAUCAUCUGGGGUGCCAGCCGCCCUUACAAAGCUCAAAUCGCUGUUAAGAGCUUGACAGUCCAUAAUUUUUAUUUUGGAGAGGGAGCGGACACGACAGGAGUUCCAAGCAAGAUGCUUACCAUGAAUUGUUCAGUGAGGAUGACAGUAUACAAUCCUGCUACUUUCUUUGGUAUUCAUGUUAGCUUCAAUCCAGUCAACCUAAUGUACUCAGAAAUUGCAGUUGCCACUGGUCAGUUGAAGAAGUACUAUCAACCAAGAAAGAGUCAUCGUACUGUAGUUGUGACUCUCCGUGGAGAUAAGGUUCCUUUGUAUGGGGCUGGGGCAAGCUUAGCAGUCUCAGAUGAUGGAGUUGGAGUUCCAAUGAAUUUAAUCUUUGAAAUUCGGUCCAGAGGGAAUGUGGUGGGAAAGUUGGUGAGGUCAAGGUAUCGGAAACUUAUCUCUUGUUCCUUGGUUAUUGACUCCCAUAGUAGCAAACCUCUCAAGCUAAAAAAUAGUUCCUGCCAACAUGACUGAGUCUGAGAGUGCUGGUUCUCCAGCAUCUACAGAAGAUUGCUCUCCGCUUGGAAAUGGUGGUUUUGGGCUGUUUUGAGUCAUUUGCAAAGCUUCUAGUGGCUUGGUAUGUGUGGAAGUAAUAAAUUCUUUAGAAAACAGUAUAAUCAUUUAAAUCAGUUUUGGGUGAAAUUGAAAAUUUGUUCCAAGUUAAUUUGUUUCUAUUUGGAGAAAUAUGAACUAUCAUCUUGGUGUAGGUUAUAUCUUGUCGAUUAGGAUAUUAAUUUUGAUUCAUUAAGAAGUUCCUUGUUUCCAUUUACACCUCUAUGGGUGUGUAGAAACUCCAUGAAUGAUUUCUGUGAUAAUUGUUAAAACAAGAUUUUAUUCA